GUCGGUUAGUUACCAACCCGGGUUCGAACCCCACACACGUUGGGAGCGGUUUUAAACUUUACGCGCGUUUCGUUCGAAACUUUUACGAAGUUUGUAAUAUAUUCCCUUUAGAGUAUAUAAAGAUUGUAGUUUUAUAAGCGGUUUAAACUGGUUUUAUUUUUCGGAUUUUCGUUGCUUGUUAGGCGCAUACGCAGUGAUAUAUUGGUUUCGUGUUUGGACAAACAUUUGGAUAAUGUGGUGGUUAUUUAAGUUUUCUAUUGUUUUGCAAUGUGUCAGUUCAGUUCGCAUAAUAAACAUUCGAGUACCAGAUGUAAUUCAAUAUGGAACUAAAGACUCUAUCACGCUAGACUGUGACUUCGUGACGAACAAUGUGACUGGUCUAGUGGUCAAGUGGUUCUACAUGGAUAAGACGACGCCGGUGUACCAAUGGAUCCCACCGCAAAAACCUCAAGCUCUUGGUAUUUUAAGAAAUAAGGUGGACCUAUCAUACAAAGUAUCCCACAACCCGUACACACAGCAUCGAGCUCUCCACAUCACGUCACCAGUUCCAGAGCUGACCGGCAACUACACUUGUGUGGUAUCCACCUUCCUCGCUGAAGAUGAGAAAACUAGACCUAUGACUAUAUUUGUACCAGAAACAAAGUUCGACAUGAUUCAAGACCGACUGGAUGACAAGUACCUGAACAUCAUCUGCUCCGUGGAAGGGGUCUACCCAAAACCAGAACUGGUCAUCUUAGCUGGAAACAGGCCACUGAACGCUAAGUCGUCGAUCAAAGUCAUCGAGGGCCGGUACACAGCACUGACGAGUUCAGUCGUGAGGAUAGACGCUCUCCCCCCAACCGUGGAGAUCCUCUGUGACAUGCAAGUUCCACUCGCCAACUAUUAUAGCAGAAAGAGGGAUAUAUUUUAUAGAGAUCCACCAUUGUCUUCGACUGAGAUACCCAAUUUGAAACAAGUGGCGCCUGACUCAGGUCACCAUCUUGCAUCAACAUCAGCUCUGAUCAUCACAUCAUUAGUCAUCAACUUACUCAGAUUACAAGCAACUUGACAGAAUAAGUUAAGAUUAUUUAUGUAAAUAAUAACUUAUAAAUAAAUUGUCACCUUAAAUAGCUGCUGAAAGUAUGUUGUUUAGAGAGAUUUGACUUAAAACAAGUUAAUACUUAAAGUUCAUGCAGAUGAUUGCAAUUUUUAAUCAAAAGAUGGCAUUAGUCUAAUAUAUUUUUGUAAAUACUUAAUAGUAUAUGUGCUUUUAUAUAACAUUUUACAAUUGUAAUUUCCAAAAGCUAAAUAAAUACAAAAUAAUAAGUGUAAUUAAAAACAAUAAAUGGCUAUCAUCCAAAGAAAAGUAAAUACGUUCCAAAAGAAAUGGUUAAUCUACACAAAGAGUAAACUGGGCCUUGAUUUUAUUGAAAUUAAAAUUAAAUGGCCUGAAUAGUAAACAUAUGUAAAGACAUAUUUUUUAUGGAAAAUUCGGGUGCUUUUCCACCAUAGAGACGUACUAUGUAGUUAUCCUACAACGAUGUAGUAGCUAAGCGAUACUAAGCUAUGUAGUAGUGCAAUGGAGUGCUCACGUAGCUGUGCGAGGAAGAUGCGCAGUUCGAGUACGCGAUCCACGUUACCAUCCGUAGCAAAACAUAACUUAGCUGUGUUCUUUUCCGCCGGUGCUGUGUACCAAUGAAUAUGAUUGGUGGAAGCCAAACGCAUCUACAGCAACGUAGCAUAGCAUAUCUCUGGUGGAAAAGCAGCUUUCGACUCAGAUUUCCAUUAGACUCAUAAUUUUAUGUAAAAAGUAUGUACUAUAAUCUUAUAUAAUAUAUUAAAGCAAUAAAUAAUAUAAUGUAUAAACUAGUGUGUGUUCACAAUAAAAUAAAACUUAUCGAAUAUUUUCUGGUUGUAAAUAAAUAUAAGAAAUAGGUAUAUUAUCUAUUUUUAGACAUGUUCUGAACAUUCCAAAGAUAAGUUUUAUCUAG
This is a messenger RNA of Spodoptera frugiperda (fall armyworm), 1970 nucleotides long. RefSeq lists its product as uncharacterized. NCBI's taxonomy places the organism in Eukaryota, Metazoa, Arthropoda, Insecta, Lepidoptera, Noctuidae. The transcript is spliced from 7 exons. The coding region runs from base 233 to 1048 and encodes 271 amino acids. The record is from RefSeq and is a predicted model, not a curated record.